This is a messenger RNA of Culex quinquefasciatus (southern house mosquito), 931 nucleotides long. RefSeq lists its product as uncharacterized. Lineage: Eukaryota; Metazoa; Arthropoda; Insecta; Diptera; Culicidae. The transcript is spliced from 3 exons. The record is from RefSeq and is a predicted model, not a curated record. Gene Ontology annotation, cellular component: plasma membrane. Gene Ontology annotation, biological process: plasma membrane phospholipid scrambling. Gene Ontology annotation, molecular function: phospholipid scramblase activity. The coding region runs from base 75 to 734 and encodes 219 amino acids.
UAAAAUCUUUUUUGAGAAUUUUUAACUUAAUGUUCAAAUAAAGUGUUCAAUCACAAUUAAAAAAGUAUUCGAAAAUGUCUCAGGUUGAAACAUCCCAACCACGUCCAGCUGUACUCGAUGUUCGCCGCACCAACGAACCCACACCUCAGCUAUUCCAUCCAGCGCUGGAACCACUUCUGCACUCCAGAACGAUCCGCUACCAGGAGCGAGUUUCCUGCAACUGCUGCGCCUGGCCAGUCUACGAAAUCCUCAACGACCAGGAUCAACUGCUGUACGAAAUCACCGAACUCGACGGGUGCUUCAUGAGCCAGGAAGCUGCGGUGGCCACCGAUCGGCACGGAACCCAAGUGUUGCACUUCCAGCGGAAACGCCACUGGGACGGGUGCUGUUUUGCGCCGUGCAAAAGCAUUGCCGUCACCGAUUCCGGUGGGGAACUGUUCGGAACCGUCAAGCAUCCGCAGUCCUGGCGGGGGAUCUUCCACGUGCUCGAUCCGGCAGGAAGUGAGAUUAUGAGAAUCGCGAAUCAGCGAAGAAGUGAUUCACGAGGUGCGCAGACUUUUCUGAUUUCUGCCCUCAAUGGGGAGGUGAUUGGGAGAAUUGUGAGGGAAGGAUCGAGAUUUUGCAGCUACAAGCUAGACUUUCCGGAUGGACUGCAUUUGGGUGCGAAGGCGACGCUACUGGCGGUUAUUAAGUUUAUAGUUAUGAAAAUGAAAGGUGCACCUUCGCCAGGAUGAAACUUAAUGGAAGCACAGGAUAUUAUUGACCAUGUAUUAGAAAACGACGAGUUUUUUUUUUUCUGAAAAUAUAACUUAUUUUUGUAUUAAAACCUAUUUUUCUCUUAAGGAGUUACAUAGGGGCAGAAUGGGCCAUCCUUGGUUUUGGGCUUUAGAAUGGAUUUAAUGUUUUAAACCAACUGUAAGGCAAGGGUCUU